UGUCUUGGUCAAGCUUUAUGUGUGCAAACUUGUCUUUAUACAUCACUACAACUAGAGCCUCUUCCCUCGAUUCUCUUCACACAUUCUUCUGGUGUACGUCUGUAUCCAUAGCGUCUAGCAAGUUUGAUUAUCAUGGCACAAGCACCAUCUUCUUCUUCUUUUACCCACACAUACACUUAUGAUGUCUUUCUUAGCUUUCGUGGUGAAGAUACCCGCACUGGUUUUACUGGCAAUCUUUAUAGUGCUUUGAGUCAAAGAGGAGUCUUGACCUUCAUGGAUGAUUAUGAUCUAAAUAAAGGGGAAGACAUUACACCUUCUCUCCUCAAUGCAAUACAAAAGUCCAGGAUGUCCUUUGUUAUUUUCUCCAAAAACUAUGCAUCCUCAACAUUUUGUUUGAACGAACUUGGCCAGAUCCUUGAGUGUUACACAAAGCAAAAGAUGUUGAUUUGGCCAAUUUUCUAUGAUGUAGAUCCCUCAGAAGUGAGAUAUCAAAAGGGUAGUUAUGGUGAAGCAUUCGCCAAGUACGAACAGGAAAGAUUCAAGAAUGACAUAGAGAAGGUUAAAAAAUGGAGGUUGGCUUUGCGUCGAGUUGCUGAUUUGUCUGGUUCUCAUUUCAAACAUGGGGGAGGAGAAUAUGAGCAUGUGUUCAUCCGAAAUAUAAUAGAAAGGGUCUCUCGCAAGCUUAAUCGACCUCUUUUGCAAAUUGCUGAUUACCCUAUUGGAUUGGAAGCUCGUAUUCGAAAUGCACUGUCGGUUAUGGGUGCUGAAUUUGAUAACAAAGUCAACAUGCUUGGGAUUCAUGGUAUCGGAGGAAUAGGUAAAUCAACUAUUGCACGUGCUAUAUAUAAUUUGAUAGCACAUCAAUUUGAAGGUUCAUGUUUUCUUGCUAAUAUUAGAGAAAAGUCAACUAGGCAUGGCCUAGAACAGAUCCAAGAGACAAUGCUUUGUGAACUAAUUGGGGAGCGAAAUUUCAAGUUGGGAGAUGUGAACCAAGGAAUUCAAAUAUUAAAAGAAAGACUUCAACAAAAGAAAGUGCUUCUUAUUCUUGAUGAUGUUGACAAAAGGGAACAGCUACAAGCAACUGCUGGAGGAAUUGAUUGGUUUGGUUCUGGCAGCACUAUCAUCAUAACAACAAGGGAUAAGCAUUUGUUAGAUAUCCAUGGUGUGAAAAAUCUCUCUGAGGUUAAAAAACUCAAUGAUAUUGAAGCUCUUGAAUUGUUUAGCUGGAAUGCUUUAAAAAAUAAACAAGUUCACCCAAGUUACAUGGAAAUCAUAAAGCGUGCAGUACAUUAUGGCAGUGGCCUUCCAUUGGCUUUGGAAACAAUAGGUUCAAACUUAUUUGGUAAAGCAUUAGAUGAAUGGAAAUCAGCACUAGAAGCAUAUGAAGGAAUUCCCAAUAAAGAUAUUCAAGAUAUUCUUAAAGUUAGUUAUGAUGGCUUGGAGGAAAAUGAAAAGGAAAUUUUUCUUGACAUAGCUUGCUUCUUCAAAGGAUGCAGUGUGAGAUACAUUAGCAGUGUGCUACAAGCACGUGGUUUUCACCCUAAAUAUGGUAUAAUGGUGAAAUUAGUGUGA
Messenger RNA from Gastrolobium bilobum, 1572 nucleotides. Its product is annotated as disease resistance protein Roq1-like. The record is from RefSeq and is a predicted model, not a curated record. The transcript has 3 exons. Lineage: Eukaryota; Viridiplantae; Streptophyta; Magnoliopsida; Fabales; Fabaceae. Gene Ontology annotation, biological process: signal transduction; defense response. The coding region runs from base 133 to 1572 and encodes 479 amino acids. Gene Ontology annotation, molecular function: ADP binding; ATP hydrolysis activity.